This is a messenger RNA of Ogataea haglerorum, 2949 nucleotides long. RefSeq lists its product as uncharacterized. Gene Ontology annotation, molecular function: small GTPase binding. The record is from RefSeq and is a predicted model, not a curated record. The transcript has a single exon. Gene Ontology annotation, biological process: protein import into nucleus. Bases 1 to 2949 code for a protein of 982 amino acids. Gene Ontology annotation, cellular component: nuclear envelope; cytosol. NCBI's taxonomy places the organism in Eukaryota, Fungi, Ascomycota, Pichiomycetes, Pichiales, Pichiaceae.
AUGAAUAAAGAGGAGCUACUUCAACACCUCCUGAACACUCUGUCUCCGGACAAUGCCUUGCGGAGCUCGUCUGAACGGAGCCUUGUGAAAGCAUUGGCUGAGACAGGUGUUCUUGCAGACUGUCUGGAAAUCUCUACCGAGCAAUCGUUGCCGUCUCAUAUUCGGCUUGUCGCCAUCACUUUCGUGAAGAACCGGAUCCGCAACUCGUGGUUCAUCUCCGAGCGCUCUCCAGAGCAACUGCUAGGGCAGCGCAUCAAACCAGAGGAGAAAGAGCGGAUCAAGCGCCAACUGAUCCCGGCAAUUAUUAGCUGCACAGGGAACCAGGCUGUCCUCAAACAGCUCACCUCCUCUAUGGAGCACAUUCUUCGUUUGGAGUCCACGUGGGAUACAGAGCUGCUGGAGUCGGCACACAGCAUGCUCAGAGAGCACUCGGACAAUUUCGACUACGUUUAUGCCAGCUUGCUUCUGAUCCAUCAGGUCUCGAAAUACCACCGUUUUGAUGCCCUGGAGAACAGAGCUUUCAUGAAUGCUCUCGUGGCCAAAUUCUUCCCUGCACUAGAGACACUCCUAGAAUCAUACAUUACCCAAAUACCGUCCAGCAUUCAGGUGGCUCAGCUGAUUCAUCUGGUUCUGAAAAUAUACAAGUACUGCACUUACACUGAAAUGCCAGACUAUUUCAACAGUGACCUGAAUCUGCUUAGUAAAUGGUGCGGCUACAUGUUCCAGGUCAUCGAUCUGGACAAUACCAGCCUCAGGGACCUUGACGCUGUUGAGCGGGCAAGCCACCCUGUGUCCAAAUGCCAAAAAUGGUCAUUUGCAAACCUUCAUAGACUUAGGUCGCGACACUGCACUAACGACAACAACCAGGCACUGCAGCAGAGCCUAAUAGCACAUUUUCUUCCUUCCAUUCUCCAGCACUACUGGUCAGUCAUUGGCAGAUGGACGCAAUCAAAGAAUGACCAUUGGCUCAGCGAGGUGUCUCUCUACCACCUUGUGGCAUUUAUCAGCGAGUGUUUACAGUACGACGGCAUCUGGGGAUCCAUCAAAGAACAACUCGAUCCGCUGAUUCGUCACGUGAUUGUCCCUAUGCUCAGCGCGUCUGAGGAGACCGUGGAGCUGUUUGAGGACGACCCUCAGGAGUACCUCCGAAGGUUCUACGAUAUAAAUCACGACUCGAAGACGGCAGACGUUGCUGCCAACGAGUUUGUGUACGCGCUGACGUACCGGCGCUUUGAGGAGUCUGUUGUUGUGGUGAUGAGCAUCUUGAAUGAGAUUUUCCAGAGCAGGCAGCAAAACCCGGCUGACGAACAUGUUGCGUACAAAACUGAAGCCGGCUUGAGACUUCUCAGCAAUGUGUGGAUGAAGCUCAAUAAGCCCAACAGCCCAAUGAGGGAUCAGCUGGACGAGAUCACAAAGUCGUUUAUCCUACCCCAGCUCUCAGACAGCAAGUAUAAGUGGCUGCAGACGAGGGCCUGCGAGACGAUCGCCCUCACAACACAUAGCUGCAAGGAUAUUCAGCUGCUUUCGAGCGUAUUCGAGAAUGUGAUGACCUGUUUUGCGAAAACCAGCCCGCUUCCGUUGCGGAUUGAGGCCGCCGAUGCUCUGCGGUAUCUAGUCUCGUUCGAGCCGAUUGCGAACGAGCUUUCUCCUAGAAUAUCUCUUGUGAUGUCUGAGCUGCUUGAGAUGAGCAAUAAUUUCGAGUUUGAGCUUAUUAACGAGAUCAUGGACGAUAUUGUUUCGAAGUUUGCCAAGGAUCUCGAGCCGUUUGCCACGCAGCUGGCUUCCAACCUCAAUACGCAGUUCUUGAGGAUUGCAGAGGAGCUGCUGCGGUUGCAAAAUGUCGACAGUGACAAACAAAGCUCAGAGGAAACGGAUAAAGAGUACCAGGCUGCGUCGAUUCUGAACACACUCACGACCAUGAUAACGACUAUGACGUCUCAAAAAGAGAUCACUUUUGAGCUGAUGAAAACUAUCGAGCCGGCAAUUAGAUUUGUGCUGGAGAACGGACUUGCAAUCUUCUUGACGGAGAUGAUGGAUCUCUUGGAGUCCAUAAACUACACGCUGAAGGUGAUGAUUCCUGAAUCGUGGGUCAUUUUCCAAUGUGUGAUGGACUCUUUUGAAAAUUACGGAUUCGAGUACUACGACAACUACGAGCCUUAUUUUGAGACCGUGUGCAUCCACGGGUUCAGGAACACCGACAUCGCCAACGACGUGCAUUUGCAGCAGUUCCUUUCAGCCAUCCUGAGGCUACUCGAGACCGAUGACUAUGAGGCAGAUGUUGGCCUUGUGGAGUUCGUAUACAAUUUGCUUUCUACUGUCAUUUUGUCGGUAGGCCCAAAUAUCGAGCCGGCCCUGCCACAAAUUCUGCAACCAGUCUUGCAGACGGCUGCAAAAAUGCAGGCUGACCCCAACGAUGACGAGAUCUUUCAGGACACCCUUAAGCCGUUCCUGAAAAUAUUUAUUUCCUGUUGCUUUGUUCGUCCGGUGCAGACCUCGCAGCUGAUUGGCGAGCAGUUCAUGAAACUAAUCGAGCUGUGGUUCAAUAGCGAAAACAGGCUCACUACGGUUUUCGAUCUCAAGCUGCAGAUUCUGGCCCUGAUUUCGCUCUUGAGCGUCGAUGUGGGCAUCCUCUCAAACCAUAGUGACGUGAUUUUGCACCGCUUGAUUGCCUGCUUCGAGAAACUUCCCGCAGCCAUCGAGAAGCGCGUCAUGCUCAUGAAACGUGACAUGGCAAUCUCGCAGCUCGUCGAGACCGGAGAAUACGACGGAGAAAUAUUCGGCGAGCACGACGACGACGAAGAACUGGACGAGCUCACCAAGGACUCGCCCCUGGAUCCAAUCAACGUUGUGGAGGAAUUCAAGUCGUUUGUGUCAAGAGAGCAGCAGAGACUAAAAGACCUGCUGCCUCCUGAAAAGCAACAGUUUGUGCACGACCUGAUCAAUAAAUAA